CCAGCUACGCACAAUUUGUGUUGUCUGUAUGUUUGUGUCUCUUUUUAGUUUGGAUCAUGGAGGGCCCUUCAGGAUCAAACCAGGACUUCGAAAAUAUGCCUGUGAUCUCACACUGGAUCCAAACACAGCAAACAAUCAACUCAUGCUGUCUGAGGAGAACAGAAAGAUCACGUAUGUGGAAGAUCAUCAGCCGUAUCCUGAUCAUCCAGAGAGAUUUGCUGAUAUUCCUCAGGUUCUGUGUCGAGAGAGUCUGACUGGACGCUGUUACUGGGAGGUUGAAUGGGGCACUUGGGCUCGUAUAGCAGUGGCCUAUAAAGGGAUCAGCAGGAAAGAAAGGACUGUCUGUAAGUUUGGAUACAAUGACAAAUCCUGGAGUCUGAAUUGCUCUUUAAAAGGAACUGCUGUUUAGCACGAUAAUGUCUUCACUAUUGUCACACAUUCACCUCCCUCUACUAGAGUAGGCAUUUAUCUGGACUGGUCUGCUGGCACUCUGUCCUACUACAGGAUCUCUGACACACACACACUCACACACUUACACACAUUCAA
Molecule: messenger RNA, 546 nt
Organism: Sinocyclocheilus rhinocerous
Lineage: Eukaryota; Metazoa; Chordata; Actinopteri; Cypriniformes; Cyprinidae
Product: stonustoxin subunit alpha-like
Exons: 2
Coding region: 29-409 (126 amino acids)
Source: RefSeq, a predicted model, not a curated record